AAGAUAGGAUCCACAUCAGCAGCUUCAAGGGAUCCUAAUGGUUGAGGUGAUGGUUGAAGCCAACACCGAGGAGAUGCCAUCCUCAAAUGGCCUCGAUUGGGAGAAGCUAUUCAAAAUGGCUGAAGAUUUGGAUCUUGAUGAAGCAACGCGUGGUCCCAUAGAGAAUGCCUUGGUGCAUCUAGAAGGCAAAGAAGUGCACAAGUUAUCGGCAAUCCGAGGACUUGGCGAACUUUUUCAAAACGAAGGCGAAGAUGCGAUACAGAAAGUUUUGCCAGCUGUUCAAAGAGCAUUACUAGAGGAGCGAUCGAAUCUUGAUCUACACUGCGAAGCUGCUAUCGUUUUCAAAGGAAUUAUCCAGAAUGACAAACUUUGUGGAAGAUUUCCAGGUCUUGUCGACACCAUGCUUCAAAAUGUGUUGGAAAACGUCACAGGACAGAAGGAAAAUCUAAGUGCUGCGGCAUGGCUAGAGACUUUAGUAGACGUAGCUGAACGAGUUUCUUUGGAAUCCGUGAAACAAUAUAUAGUGCCCAUUGUACAACAACAAGCAGAACCAGCGCAACGAGUGCAACGGCGGAUUAUCGCCACAAAACUUUUACACAAACUUGCUGACAUCUUGCCAUCAAAUGAGGUGCGAAAAGAACUAGGGCCUUGCGCCCAGAUCCUUUGCCAGGAUUCGAACUCAAAUGUCCGAACAUCAAUGGCGCAGCGAUUGCCAGUAAUCGCUAGAGCGCUAAAGAACUCUUCGGACACGGUUUCAUUGCUGCUACCUUGCUUCGUGCAAUUAUACCAAGAUGAUGAUCUUACGGUCAAGGAAGCCUGUAUGAAUAACAUUGCUCAAUGCAUACCACAUUUCACAAACGAAGCGAAGAAGACUACGGUAUUCCCUUUGGUCAAGAAGUCGACGGAGCUUAGCUUGGAAAAGAAGGACGACACGUUGAUGGUGAUUGCAAAAAAUUUUGGAGAAUGGUGCUACGUUUUGAAGGAUGUCCUGGACCGCCUAGAUCUAUGCUGGAUCCUAAACACCUACUGCAAAAUUGCUCAGAUCUCGCAGACUAAGUCCGAAAGCAGUACACAACAAGUGAUGUUGACAAUGUGUAGACGGAUGUCUGCUUUCAAUCUACCUUGUAUGGUGCAAAUGUUUCCCAAGUCUUUCGAUCGUCUUCUGCCACUUGUCGAAUCAUUCGCAACAGAUGCAGAUGACGAGGUUCGGCUAUCCUUGGCGUCUUCUUACCACGAGAUCCUUACCCAGCAUUCCACAAGACCUGAACUUCUACAACCUUUCAUUGAUUUACUUCGAGGAGGUUCAGCAGAGGUUGUUGGGAAGUUGACGUUCAACAUGGACAAAAUCCUUCCCAUAUUAUAUAAAUGUGCAUCCUCAUCCGAUGGGACUAUUAAAGUAUCGACCAUCCAACUGGAUCGUAUUCUUAUCGGAUGUAACCAAAUACUGCGUGGUACAGGAUCCUGGAGAAGCCACGCUGCCCUCUUGGAAAAUAUGAGCGUUUUGAAAAAUUGCCUAACAUACACUCAGCUUGCUGACACAUUCAUUCCUGUGCUACAGAAAGAAGUUCUAACAGCGCGCGCAAUUCCAUGCCGUGUGGCGGCUGUCACUACACUGCUUCAGUUUAUGAGAGAACAACCAGAGAAGAGAAAAAGAGAAGAAACCAUUGAUUUUUUCAAAUUAGAAGUAGCUGGACAUUCGUGCUGCUACCGAAGGAUGGUAUACCUCGAUGUGGUAGUGGCCGUGCUAAAAUUAUUCAGUCGCAAGUUCUUCAUAAAAUAUUUCCUGGAAAAAAUGCUAGCAUUAGUACACGACAGGAUAUCAAACAUCAGAAUCAAAACCAUUCGCCUUCUACCUCUUGUCAAAAAACAUCUGAUUCUUCCCGAUGACGAUGGCGUACUGCUGUCUUUGGAAAAAGCUGUUCGUGAAGCUCUUGCUGCCGAAAAGGACUCUAGGAAUCGACAGUUUCUACAAACGGCAGCAUGUGAGCUCUCGAGGACGGAGACAAGAUCAAAAGGCGAUAAAGAGGAUGCAGCUCGAGAAAAGGAGGAGGAACGAUUGUGGAAUGAAGAAAGAUUGAAGACGAAGGUCACAACAACAAAGCAAACAAUUAGUCCGAAAAAUUCCACGAGAGCUGGGCUUACUUUGCCAAGGGCUCCUGAAUAUCGCGCCAAAUCGCCAUGGAGGACUCAGCGCCGUGCAGUAGCUGUCGUUCGUCCACAACCAGUAGUCGUUAUGAGAUCAGGCAGUCCAGCGCCAAAACCAGACAGUAACAGGCCCAGUCGGCUUCCAUUAAGUACUGCAUUGCGGGAAAAGGAAAAAGAAACACUAAAGAAAGCGGCGACCGAGACUCCACAUUCUCGCCCACCCAGCCGAGCAUCGUCUGUGUCAUCUAGGAGUAGCAGCAGUAUGAGCACAUCAACGUCUUCACUGGAAACAUCGUCUAAGUCUUCAUUAAACAAUGGUCCCUUUGGUCUACGGAGGUCGGCCACCACAACUACAGGCUUUGGAUCAUCAUCAUCCUCCUCAUCUGCAUACUCCCUAACACAUUCAAGAUCAUCGUCAAACAUACGUCGACCGUCAUACAGCCUUUCACAUGUGUCAAGUCACAGCACACUGGAAAGAAAGCCUGCUCAUCUGUCCAUGAAAGGUGUCUAA
Molecule: messenger RNA, 2656 nt
Organism: Cylicocyclus nassatus
Lineage: Eukaryota; Metazoa; Nematoda; Chromadorea; Rhabditida; Strongylidae
Source: the annotation of a GenBank genome assembly